CUCGCCUGUUCCCCGCAAUUGAAGCAAGCAAUCAAGCGACGAUAAUUAGAGCACUCGCGACCUCUCCGACGAUCUCCAGCUCACUGCUUUUAGGUUCUCAAACUCUGAUUUCCUCUCUACUCUGUAGUGCAAUGGCUGCUCCAUUCGCUCUCGUCAGCCGUGUCUCGCCAGCGGCGCGCCUCCCCAUCCGCGCCGCCUGGAGGAGGGCGAGGCCGACGGUCGGGCUCCCGUCCUCGGGGAGGGCCCGCCAGCUCGCCGUGGCCUCCGCGGCGCAGGAGAACAGGGACAACACCGCCGUCGAUGUCCACGUCAACCAGGACGGCGGGAACCAGCAGGGGAACGCCGUGCAGCGCCGCCCGCGCCGCUCGUCGGCGUUGGACGGCAUCUCCCCGUUCGGCCUCGUGGACCCGAUGUCGCCGAUGCGGACGAUGCGGCAGAUGCUGGACACGAUGGACCGGAUUUUCGACGACGUCGCGCUGGGGUUCCCCGCCACGCCGCGGAGGUCGCUGGCGACGGGGGAGGUGCGGAUGCCGUGGGACGUCAUGGAGGACGACAAGGAGGUGAGGAUGCGGUUCGACAUGCCGGGCCUGUCGCGGGAGGAGGUGAAGGUGAUGGUGGAGGACGACGCGCUCGUCAUCCGCGGGGAGCACAAGAAGGAGGAGGGCGAGGGCGCGGAGGGCUCCGGCGACGGGUGGUGGAAGGAGCGCAGCGUGAGCUCCUACGACAUGCGGCUCGCGCUCCCCGACGAGUGCGACAAGAGCAAGGUCCGCGCCGAGCUCAAGAACGGCGUGCUGCUCGUCACCGUGCCCAAGACGGAGGUGGAGCGCAAGGUCAUCGACGUGCAGGUCCAGUAGACGAAUCGCUGCUACUACUACUGAACGAUCACUCUGGAGGAUGUGAGCCUGUGAGCGUGAGGGUUUAAGCAGUGUGAGGUUUGAAAAAGUCGUGUACUAGAGGUUGUAAUUACUCAGCGAACGAGCGAAUGAAUGGAAUAAUGCUAGUAUGAGAUAAAAGGUUUGGUUGCUUCAUCACCUCAUGCCUACAUCCAAAUUGCUGUAGUUCUGGCGUUUCUCCAUGAGGAAAAUUGUAGACAGAAAUAGCUGUGAUUGUCUAUGAAUCUUUGAACAGAACCAGCAGUUACCAAGGCUGA
This is a messenger RNA of Oryza sativa Japonica Group (Japanese rice), 1150 nucleotides long. The record is from RefSeq and is a predicted model, not a curated record. Lineage: Eukaryota; Viridiplantae; Streptophyta; Magnoliopsida; Poales; Poaceae.